Didymodactylos carnosus is the source of this 3797-nucleotide messenger RNA. The record is from the annotation of a GenBank genome assembly. Lineage: Eukaryota; Metazoa; Rotifera; Eurotatoria; Philodinida; Philodinidae.
AUGUCUUCAAUUAAUUUCAUACCAAAAACAUCAAAUUAUCUUCCAAAUAUUAAUAUUCCACCUCUUCGUCCAUAUUAUUUAACAGCUAAUAUUCCACCACCAAACAUUCAACCAAAUUAUCAAAAUUUAACUCGGCAAAUUCCACGGAAACCAUCUUUAUACGGGGCAGGUCAACGUAAGUACAAUUCUUAUAAAAAAUUUCAAACAGGUACAACAACAACUUUUAAUGGAUAUACAAAUCUUACUGGCAUUCCACCAAUUCCACCACCUCGUCGUCGUCAAUUACCACCAUCAUCAUCUCCAUAUCGUCAUAAUUAUCAUCACCAUAAUCAUCAUAAUCAUAAUUAUCAUCCAUCUCAUUAUAAUCGUCAAUAUCAUCAUCAUCAAAAUAAUAUCAAUAAUUUACCAACAUUAAUGUCAUUAAAUCCAUUUCAUUUACCAUCUCAUCAUCAUACACGGUCAUUCCAUCAAGCUCAACAUUUUCAUCCUAAUCAACAUCAACCACGAUCAGUAUCACGUUCUCGUUUUCAUAUUUUGGGUCAACUUCCAUCAAAAUCACGUUCACGUUCACGUUCAUUUCAUCGUCCACAACCACCACCAAUAAAACCACGUCGAGUUCAUCAACAACAACAUAAUUCUCAUCAUCGUCAUCAGCAUCAUAAUAAUUUUCAUAAUUUUCAUCGUUCACCAUCACCAUCACCUUCAUUUAAUAUUAAUAAUAAUAAUAAUAAUAACAUUAAACGUACUUUUAAAGGAAUUAUAUUAUCCGAUUCUAUGUGCUCCCGACUUAGAACAUAUGCGAUUAAAAAAUUACCCUUAUAUGAUGUAGAUUUAAGUUAUGAAUCAGGUUGUGAUAUUUAUAAUAUGAUACAAUGGUUAAACACACCUGAAGGUCGUGGUAAGGUAAGUGAUAAAGAUUUUCUAGUCAUAUGUUUGGGUACGAAUGAUGUGGGACGGUACGGUGUCGAGGUUACUCUGCAACGUACUAGCGAGCUCAUACGUUUCAUUCGCCGGUCAUUCCCAGGUAUCCGGGCCAUUAGUUGGUUAGCUUUGUCACCACGAUGGAAGCCAACGAGACUUGUCUCUGCGGCCAACAUCGGACAAAUGCAUAAUCAAUUUAAUGAGCAUCUUCAGGUCUUAUCCAACCAGUUGGAUUUUGACGUUGUUGAUGCGCGCCUUGGGCCUGCGGACAUGCGUGUGGAAGAUGGGCUACAUCCAUCUAACACCACUGGCAAGUGGAAAUAUGAAGGAGCUAUACGUGAAUGGUUCUCUUCUCGUGCUGUCGCACUUUCUUCCCUUCUUUUUCAGCGUCGUCGUCAUCGUCCAACACCAACAGCACCAACUACACCAACGACGACAACAACAUUACAAAUGAAUAAUAAUAUUUAUGUUCAACGGCAGUACCAACCUCGUCAAAAUUAUCAACAACAACAGCAACAACAAAAUAGAACAAGGUCAGUAACACUUUUUUCAAAUAAUAAUAAUAGUACUCAGCCAUUCUCAAUCACACCAGAUAGAGUAGUAGGACAAGGAAAUAGAAAUAGUAGAACACAUCCUAAUUUUCCAUCGAGAUCAUUAAUUAAGUAUUAUCCACAUAAGUUAAGGACUAAGGAACAAUUUUUUAGAGAUAAUGAACCACCAAAAGAAUUAGAAAAAGAAAAAGAUAAGAUAUUUUUAAUAGCAAAUAUUUAUUACCAACAGAGACAUUUUGAAGAAGAAAGUAGAAAAUGGAAAAUAUAUGAACAAGUAGCUAGUUGUAAGGAACAGAAUUUAGAUAAGGACGGGGACGAUAUAAGAAUGAUAGAUCUAGAAGAAAUUCCACAAGCACGACCUUUUUCAGAGAGAUACUCGAGGAUAUUAAAUAUGACAGUUAGUGAUACAGAUAGUCAGAGUAAUGAAGAUAGUAAUGUAGAAGAUAAGGAUAAGGAUAAGGAUAAGGAUAAAGAUAAGGAUAAGAAUAAUGAUAAGAAUAAGGAUAAGAAUAAGGAUAAGAAUAAGGAUAAGGAUAAGGAUAAGGAUAAGAAUAAGGAUAAGAGUAAGGAAGAGCCUAGUGAUAGUAACAUCAAUAGUACAUCAGAUAGUGAGAAUAGUAAUAGUGAAGAAGAAGAAGAAGAAGAUAAUAGAAAAAGAAAAUUACAAGAUACAAGUAUUUCACCAACAUCGAAAGGAAAAAUAUUAGAAAAAGAGAAUAUUAUUAGAAAGAAGAAAAUAGGAUCAAAAAAGAAAAAGAAAGUUGCUAUUGAGAAUGAUCCACGUGCACCAGAAGGAAGUCCUAUAUUAUUAGUUAGUGAGAAUAGUAAUAAGGAAAAGACAGAUCAGAUAGCUAAGAAAACAAGAGCAGAUACACCUAUAGAUAAAAAAGAAAAACAUCAGCCAUGGAAUACACAUGUACACGUAAGAAAGCCACAAAGAGUUAGAAUUCAACAACAGGAAUUAUUUGAUGCACAAAUUCAGGAUUCGUCCACUGAGCUUCCCAAAACACCACCAGGUUUAAAUGAUCCACCACCAAUCAGUCCACGACAGAGUACACCAAAAACACCUAUAGCACCUCCUCGACCAUUAGUUUAUAGUCCCAAUUUUAUAACAUCAAAUAUUGAAAAUGAAAAAGAAAAAGAAAAUCAUAAUAAUCCACCUAUAGUAACACCUCGAAUAAGAUCAACGAUAGAGAUAGAAGAACAAGAUCAUCAAAUGGAACAAGAUAGUAUUUCUCAUUCACCAUCAGUUAUUCCGAAAGAUUCUGAAAUUAAUAGAAUAAAUUUAUUUAAUUUUCCAAUAGUACCUAUAGAAUGUAAAUUUCAUUUUAAGAUCUUUCAUUUAAAGGCAGAUACAGAAAAUAUUAGAUUACAUCAAGAAUUUUUAGAAAAGAAAUCGAAACAACAAGAAAAAGAAUUAGAAGAAAUGAUGAAACAAUUUAGUGAAGAUUUACAUAGAAUAAUAGUAAAAUUUGUUAAGAACAGUAUAGAUCCGUUAAUAGAUAGUUUAAAAAUUUCAAAUCAAAAACGUUUAGAUAACCUUAUUUUAGAUCAGAUAAAAGAAAAAGCUUUAAGAACAAUUAGAAAUAAGAAUAAUAAGGAUAGUUUAGAAAUAAUAGAAAAAGCACAGCAUAGAUUUGAGAGAAUAUUAGAAUUAAAAUUCCAGUUAGAUAAGUUAGAUAGAAGAUUAAAUGAGAAUAUGCCACCACCAGCAUUAAGUAUUAUGGAUAAAUUACAGUUUAGAAUUAAUAAUAAAGUAUUAGAUUUAGGAGAUGAAGAGAGAAGAAUUUUAAAUUAUGGACCAAAAUUUGUACCUGAGAAUCCAAAACAGGCCUUAGAUAGAUUAGAAGAAGAGAUUAGAGUAAUGAAAGAUAAGGUAGCCGAAGCUUGGAGAAGAGAAACUAGGACAUCAAUAGCGUAUAUGAGAAAGACAGAUGCCUACGAAGAGAUAGAAAAAUCCCCAUUAGUUAGUAUGAUAGAAAAAACAGAAGAGUUAUUAAGAAAUUUAAUAAGUAGAAAAUUAUUACCCGGGAAAUAUUUUGAGAAACUUAAACCAGAUCCAAAAGAUGCCGAGUUACCCCAUCUUUAUUACAACCCAAAAGAUCAUAAGGUAGGAGAACCACUUAGACCAAUUGUUUCGGGAAUGAAAUCACCAACACAAAAAAUCUCGGCUUUUCUUGACAAAAUUAUACGUCCCAUUUUUGAUAGAUUAACCCCAUAUAGUUUGACAAAUAGUAUAGAAUUUUUAAAGGAAUUAAAAAAAUAUGAGACAACAGACCAGACCAUUGUAUAUACAUUCGAUAUAACGGAUUUAUAUACAAUGAU